CUGACAUGAAAGAAACCAUCCCCUCCUUUUUCAUCUCAAAUCAAAAUCAUGAAAAGAACCCCACUUCUCUCAACACAUCCGGCAACCUGUAAGGAUUUCUGACAUAAGCAAGAACCAAAGAAAGGAAGAAACCUAGAAAAAAACACACCUUUCCUUUAUCUCUACCCUAAAUAGCCGAAACCCAACAUGAAAAUAAGAAUAAAAAACCUCAAAAUCCAACAGUAACCCCACUCCUUAUCUUUCUCUAAACAGUCAGUCAUACCUGUCGCCUUCAAUUGCGACUUUUACACCCAUCACUUACGAAAUUCAUCUCUCUCCCUCUCGUAGUAUAUUUAAAGUUUAGGUUUUUAUUUUUCAAAAUGACUUCUUCUUCUUCUAACAAGGAGACGACGGAGGAGGAGCAGCCUGCGCCGGAGAUUUCGCCUGCCGAAGGUGGUGGAGGUGCUAGUAGUGGAGGAGUGGGGAAGGCUGAUCCUGUCAGUAGUGGUUGUGAGGAAGAGAGUGGUGUUGCUGGUGAGAAAGUCGACGAUCCAAUGGAGGAGGACGCAGUGAGUCCAACUACUGUGUUUUGUAUUAGGCUGAAACAGCCACGGUCUCAGUUGCAGCAUAAAAUGAGUGUGCCUGAGCUUUGUCGCCAAUUUAGUGCUGUUGCUUGGUGUGGCAAGUUGAAUGCUAUAGCUUGUGCAUCAGAAACUUGUGCUAGAAUUCCAAGCUCCAACGCAAACCCGCCGUUUUGGAUCCCCAUUCAUGUUGUUAUCCCUGAGAGACCAACUGAAUGUGCUGUUUUCAAUGUCAUAGCAGAUUCUCCUCGUGAUUCUGUUCAGUUUAUUGAAUGGUCCCCUACUUCUUCCUCUCGUGCAUUAUUAAUUGCUAAUUUCCAUGGAAGGACAACUAUCUGGACUCAGCCUUCUCAAGGUCCAUCUAAUUUGGUACGCGAUGCUAGCUGUUGGCAGUGUGAGCAUGAAUGGCGGCAGGAUAUUGCAGUUGUUACUAAAUGGCUAUCCGGUGUCUCUCCAUACAGGUGGCUUUCGUCAAAGUCUAGUACUUCCACAAGCUCAAAGUCAGCUUUUGAGGAAAAAUUUCUUUCACAGCAGUCUCAAACUUCAGUUCGAUGGCCAAAUUUCCUUUGUGUUUGUUCUGUUUUCUCAUCGGGUUCUGUUCAACUUCAUUGGUCUGGUAGCCAGAAUAAUACACCACCAAAGUGGUUUUGCACGAGCAAAGGACUCUUGGGUGCUGGCCCUAGUGGGAUUAUGGCUGCUGAUGCUAUUAUAACAGACAGUGGCGCAAUGCAUGUUGCAGGUGUUCCAAUUGUCAAUCCUUCAACUGUUGUUGUUUGGGAGGUUACUCCUGGCCCUGGAAAUGGAUUUCAAGCAACUCCAAUGGCAAGUGUUGGCGAUGGGGUCCCACCUUCAGUUAAGCCACCCAAUUGGUCAGGUUUUGCUCCUCUGGCUGCAUAUUUAUUCAGCUUGCAAGAGCAUCUGAUGUCUGAAGUAAAGCAAGGGAAAAAGCAGAUGGAUGAAGAUUUCACAAACACCAUCACACUACAUUGUUCGCCAGUUUCAAAUUUUUCUGCAUAUGUGAGUCCUGAGGCCGCAGCUCAAUCUGCAGCAACUACUACCUGGGGUUCUGGAGUCAGUGCUGUUGCUUUUGAUCCAACUCGUGGUGGCUCCGUGAUUGCAGUUGUUAUAGUUGAGGGACAGUAUAUGUCCCCUUAUGAUCCAGAUGAGGGUCCUUUAAUCACAGGUUGGAGGGUGCAACGCUGGGAAUCAUCUGUUCAACCUGUAGUUCUUCAUCCAAUAUUUGGAAAUCCCACUUCUGGUUUUGGUGGGCAGGCACCCAUGCAAACUGUAUGGGUGUCCAAAGUGGAUACAAGCAUACCUCCAACAAAUGAUUUCAAAAAUUACCAACCAGCUGCUGCAGGACCAAUCUCUGAUGUGAGAAAGGCAUCUGAUUCUGGUGCUGAGAAGACAAAGAGAGUCAUCUUUGAUCCCUCUGAUCUGCCCAGUGAUGUUAGAACACUUACUCGAAUUGUUUAUUCUGCUCAUGGUGGCGAGAUUGCUGUUGCUUUUCUAGGGGGUGGAGUUCACAUUUUCUCUGGGACAAACUUCACACUAGUUGACAACCUCCAGAUUAAUGUUGGAUCUACAAUUGCUGCUCCUGCCUUCUCUUCCACAAGCUGCUGCUCAGCUUCAGUUUGGCAUGACACUAGUAAGGAUCGCACUGUAUUGAAGAUAAUUCGUGUUCUUCCUCCUGCUGUUCCAAGCAGUCAGGUGAAGGCUAGCUCAGCAAUCUGGGAACGUGCUAUUGCUGAGAGGUUUUGGUGGAGCCUUUUGGUUGGAGUUGAUUGGUGGGAUGCUGUUGGCUGUACACAGAGUGCUGCUGAGGAUGGCAUUGUUUCACUUAACAGUGUGAUUGCUGUCUUGGAUGCGGAUUUUCAUUCUCUUCCCACUUCACAGCACAGACAGCAGUAUGGUCCUAGUCUGGACAGAAUAAAAUGUAGACUGCUGGAAGGUACAAAUGCUCAGGAGGUUAGGGCAAUGGUUCUUGACAUGCAAGCUAGGUUGCUGCUUGAUAUGUUGGGCAGAGGCAUUGAGUCAGCUUUGAUAAAUCCUUCAGCAUUAGUACCUGAACCAUGGCAGGCUUCUGGUGAGACAUUAUCUGGCAUCGACCCUGAAGCAAUGACAGUUGAGCCAAACCUUGUUCCGAGUAUUCAGGCUUAUGUUGAUGCAGUUCUUGAUCUAGCUUCACAUUUUAUCACACGUCUACGGCGUUAUGCAAGUUUCUGUCGCACACUGGCUAGUCAUGCUGUUACAGCAGGCACAUGCAGUAACCGCAAUAUGGUGACUAGUCCUACUCAAAGUUCAGCAUCUCCUGCGCCAAGUCAGGGUGGUCAAAAUGGCUCUACAAGUUCCACUGGAAGCACUCAGAUGCAAGCUUGGGUUCAAGGUGCCAUUGCUAAGAUUAGUAGCACGACUGAUGGAGUGACCGGUUCAACACCGAAUCCCAUAAGUGGUCCAUCUUCCGUUAUGCCGAUAAGCAUUAACACUGGAACUUUUCCUGGAACUCCAGCAGUUAGGCUCAUUGGUGACUGCCAUUUCCUCCGCAGAUUAUGCCAGCUCCUGCUUUUCUGUUUUUUCUUUCGGCGAACUCAACUUCCUCGCUUUGUCGGAAGUGCACAGAGAAAUUCAACUGAUACAAAUGUGCAAAAACCUCAGUCUGGUGCUCCUGGCAAAGUGGAGGAGAUCAACACUGUUUCUUCAAAGCCAGCACCAGCGAUGGUCAGGUCUGAUGAAGGUCAGACAGUUCAAGGUGGUCAAGUAAUGCCUGGAGCUAAACCAGUCGAAGAUGGACCUGCUGGGAGGCACAGAGUAGGCAGUGGCAAUGCCGGCCAAGGAUACAGUUUUGAAGAGGUGAAGGUCCUUUUCCGCAUUCUCAUGGAUCUUUGUCGGCGAACAGCAACUCUGGCACACCCAUUGCCAGUUUCUCAAGUAGGAAGUAGCAAUAUCCAAGUGCGGUUGCAUUAUAUUGAUGGCAAUUAUACAGUAUUGCCAGAGGUUGUAGAAGCAUCUCUUGGCCCACAUAUGCAGAACAUGCCACGGCCUAGAGGUGCAGAUGCUGCUGGUCUGUUACUACGAGAGUUAGAACUCCACCCUCCAUCUGAAGAGUGGCACAGGCGCAACAUGUUUGGUGGACCCUGGUCUGAUGCUGAGGAUAUGGGUUCAGAUGAUACUCUGAAGCUUAACUCAGAUCCACUUGAUUUCAGCUCACUCGAAAACUGUGAUGUUUAUUACGGUGCUCAUGGCUUAUGGCCAAGGAAGCGCAGACUGUCUGAAAGAGAUGCAGCUUUUGGCUUGAACACUUCUGUUGGCCUGGGAGCUUAUCUUGGCAUAAUGGGAUCUCGAAGAGAUGUUGUUACUGCGAUGUGGAAGACUGGUCUUGAAGGUGUUUGGUACAAGUGUAUAAGAUGUUUGCGGCAGACUUCAGCAUUUGCUUCCACAGGUGCUGCGGCACCUAACCAAAAUGAAAGAGAGGCUUGGUGGAUCAGCCGUUGGGCUUAUGGCUGUCCGAUGUGUGGGGGUACAUGGGUUCGAGUUGUAUAGAUGAGACUGCAAUUACAAAUGUUAACUAGAUGCGCCUCUUUCUAUUUCUUGACAAUCAAUUCAAGGCUGUGCGUGCGUAACUUAGCUGAUUCUUGACUGCUAAGCAGAAGAUGAUGCAGACUUGGGGGCAUUUGUAGGUGAAAAAAUAAAACCCUUUCGAUAGUAUAUGAUGUGUUUCUUUUUCUAGUUGCUGGUUGGAGCUUGGAAGUUAAAAAGAGGACCGUAGCCCUACAAGAUUGGAAAUUCAACCGUGAUCCAAGAUGGGGAGGCAAAACUACUUCGCAUAUUUCCUCUGCAUCAACUAUCUGGUGUUUAUUUUAAGGUAUUCAGCUCGACUGCAAUAUUUUUGGAAGGAUGGAUGGGAAGGCUUCGGGGUAUGUUGCAGGGCAGCUCCAUUAGUGAUGGUUCCCACUACUUCCAUAACAUAUGCUUAAUAAUGAAAUACAAGUAGAGAUAAUGACAAUUGAUCAGGAUAGGGAUUUUUAUUUGUAAAUACAACAGAUCCAGGUUUACUAGGUACAACAUUCAUCAUUUAGUUUGGAUCCCAUGGUUUCAAGUUGCAGCUUCAUCUAAGAAAAACUAAAUUAUUUUUAACAGAACAAAAGUUGUCGUUGAUCUUGCCUUCUUGUUAAUGUAAAAGAUGUAUGUAACAGCUGAAAGCUUAUAAACCGUAGCAUUUUGAAUUAGUUAUCAAAUGUU
Messenger RNA from Populus euphratica (Euphrates poplar), 4799 nucleotides. RefSeq names its product mediator of RNA polymerase II transcription subunit 16-like. The coding region runs from base 360 to 4100 and encodes 1246 amino acids. The transcript is spliced from 16 exons. Gene Ontology annotation, biological process: regulation of DNA-templated transcription. NCBI's taxonomy places the organism in Eukaryota, Viridiplantae, Streptophyta, Magnoliopsida, Malpighiales, Salicaceae. The record is from RefSeq and is a predicted model, not a curated record. Gene Ontology annotation, cellular component: mediator complex.